CGCCUGACAAAAAGUCUUUGAUUCGCAUCUGCCCUUUUUUCCUCAGAAAAAAAAUAAACAAAACAUUACACCAGCCAGUUACGCAGUUUCGUCAGUUAAGGUAGCAGGAGGCACAUGUCCUGUAUAUUUCAGUCGGACAGAAUUGAAUUAAUCAAAUCUGAUAAUGUCCAGCGGGACCAUGAAGUUAAAUAUCAAAAUCUGUGACGAAUCACUGGCGAUGAAAACAUUACCGGCACAAAUACCGGGUAAGGUUAGGGUGCGCUCGGUAAGUUUGGCCGUGCUGAAGUCGGCGGGGGCGGUGGUGCGUCCCCGUUCGUUUUCAUCGAUCGUUUUUCCCCACAAAAAGCUAUUUCCGCAGACCACAGAUCUGCUCAUUAAUUCAACGAUCCCCAGCUCUGCUAACAGUGUAGGUGAAGGAAUAGCUUCUUCGCUGGGAGUCUGUUCGCGCGACAGGCAACCUCCGGAAGACGGAACGAACACAGGGCCGCACGUCGGCGACGUCACCGGCGGAGAGGAGCAGCAGUACCCAUGGCUGUACGACGACGCGACCCGCUACAUGGAAUGCUUGGACGAGUUCCAGCGUUUCUCCGACGAGUGGGAAGGGGUGGAGGGCUGGAUUAAGGAGCAUCUCGUCGAGCUGAUCGAGGCUCAGGACCAGCGGGCCUUCCAUGAUGCAGCUCUUGUGACGCCGGCAACGAUAGACUGUGUCCUACCAGGUCCGCUGCAGGAGGACGAUCAGGUUUACUGGAUGCUUGGAGUUGGUAGUGGAUCAGGUGAAGUAGAUCUAGCCAUUCUCCGUGCGCUGUUGCCCCAUCAUCUACGCGUCUCUACCACGGUGAUCGAGCCGGACCCGUCUCAGAUCGGUCUGUACCGCGAGCUCAUGGCAGACAGCGAGUUAAGCGGAGCGACCUUCGAGUUUCACCAGCAAACCUCUUCGGAGUUCAUGAUGGAAAACUCUGGAAACAAUAAGACCUUUGACUUGAUCCACAUGGUACAUGUCCUGUACCACAUUGAAAAGCGGGACUUGGAGGAAACCCUCUCGCAUUACUAUAAAAGUCUGAGUCCAGGAGGAAUGAUGAUCAUCGCUUAUGAAUCAGAUAAAAGCAGUCUUGCAAGGAUUCGCAAAGUGCUCCAGCCGUUCAAACGGGGAACGCCCCCGUACAUGUCCAUCGGCGACAUCGAGAAGGCCCUGUUGAAGGUGACACCCACCUUCCAGCGAACUAACAUCCCGGGGACACUGGAAGUCACCGCCUGCCUGACGGGAGACUCCUCCGCCAGCGGGGAACGCCUUUGGGACUUCAUCACCCGCGUGGUGAACUUCCGUGCUAACGCGCCAAAGGAAUCAGUGCGACGGGCCGCCGAGAUGCUACGCGAGUUCUCAUGGCAGCUGGACGGCAGCGAUAGAUUUCUUACCAACUGUGACACGGCUGUCCUGGUGGUUGCAAAACGAGACGUUCCGCCAACAGAAUGUCAGUGAAAAGGUUUCACAUCUAAAUGAUUUACGCCGGCGUAAAAUAGCCAAUAAUUUCUGAUGGGUCACACAGUCCGACAAUACGAUUAUGUAAAUUAUGAGUCCUCCGCGCCUUCUGCAAAUUACUUCGUUAGCGCUUAGUGGCCAGGCGAUUAAAGAGAGAAGACCUUAUUACCGUGCAAGUUUUUAUCAGAACAGUCUUGAAAGACCUUUAAAAUAAUACCAAAUUCACACAACAGUGAAUAUAUAAUGUUGUGGAAAUGUAAGCAGUUAAUUUUGGUGGUCUCCGUUAAUAAUAGCCGACAAACUAAAGCACUUGUGUUUAUAAGUACACCAUCGACGAUCAAAUAAUUUAUUCAAUUUUCUGGAUUUAUACCUACUAAACUGUAAGUACACAUUCUAUUAAAUCUGUCUCAUAUAAUGCACAAUUUCACGUACACAAUCUGUUUCCCACUAUUCACAACAUGUACAAAAUAAUGAAAAAGAAAAAAAGCUCACGACAGGAUGUAACACUUUUGGCAUACCAAACACUAAAGCAACUUUAAAAUUUGUCCACUCGGUGCUGACUCCUUCCAAAAUCUAUAACACUCGGCUUGUUUACGAAGGACAAAUGGUGAAGCAAGCCAAAAGCUCUGAGCCCGGCAUGCAAGCAGUUGGCUAUCCUCAAGCAAUCUUAUUUCUACAUCAUCGAGGACGAUCUACAAGCCAAACUCUUAAGAGGGCCAUUUAGGCAGACUCUUGUGCUGAGCCUGAUGAGAGAGUCCUUAAAAUAUAUCUUAUCAUGGCCUAAACAUUUUCCACAAAAAGCCUGAAAUCAGCAUCUUGCAUUAAAACCAAAAAUCUCUUGACUGAA
Messenger RNA from Acanthaster planci (crown-of-thorns starfish), 2324 nucleotides. Its product is annotated as histamine N-methyltransferase-like. Lineage: Eukaryota; Metazoa; Echinodermata; Asteroidea; Valvatida; Acanthasteridae. The record is from RefSeq and is a predicted model, not a curated record.